This is a messenger RNA of Colletotrichum destructivum, 4566 nucleotides long. RefSeq lists its product as uncharacterized. Lineage: Eukaryota; Fungi; Ascomycota; Sordariomycetes; Glomerellales; Glomerellaceae. The coding region runs from base 1 to 4566 and encodes 1521 amino acids. The transcript is spliced from 3 exons. Gene Ontology annotation, biological process: intra-Golgi vesicle-mediated transport; early endosome to Golgi transport. Gene Ontology annotation, cellular component: TRAPPII protein complex. The record is from RefSeq and is a predicted model, not a curated record.
AUGGAGCGGCCUUUUUCAACCUCCAAAGUCACUGUCGAGUACUUCGACCCUCAUGAUGUCUAUAAGCUCGUGGCCCCGGGCCUCGUCCCUCGAUUACCCCUGCGCAACCUGCACUGGCAGUCCCACGCCGGCCCUCUGCGAUCCAUCGACACCCUUCACGUAGAGCUCACGUCCGCCGACGGAGACUCCGCUGCGCCGUCCUCGCCCACCGUCCCUCCCUCGCUGCGUCGCUCCGUCAGUGCCAGCACAAAAGAUGACGGCUUCCAGACACAGUCAAUUGGAGGCAAGAGCGCGUCGUCCGAUACCACCGACGCCCCGACGGUAGCUGCGCGCCAGCCCGGCAAGGAACGACGCCAUCAGAUUCCGGGUCUGAGACGGACACCUUACCUUAAGGUCUUGCUCGUUCGAUGCGACGACAGCGACACGUACAAGUCUCAGACGAGAGCCGAGAUCAGAGAGUGGAUCAAGAAGAACACGCCCCCUUCGCAGUCGACCCGAAAGCUGAAUACCCAAGAGAACCACGACGCCUUCGAGUUCCUCAUUGUCCACGUCGUCAUACCCAACACCUUUGCUGCAAACCAGCCCAGGGUCAGUGGCAAGGGUCCUGAUGCCACCGAAAAGUCGAGGACGUCGAGAUGGGGCUCUGGCUCCUCAACACUCCUGGAGAAGCUCCGGUCCGACUUCAACAGUUCCAGCAAGGGCGCUGUUGACCGCGUUGCCCAGAUCCGCAUUGGCAUUAAUGAUGUGCCCUAUGAUGUCCUUCCCCGUGUGGUACCCGCUACUCCUACCGGCUACACCGAGUCGCGUCAGGACGCCGAAAAUGCCUGGGAAGAUUUGAUUGGCAAGUUCAAGGAACUGAUUCUGUCGUCUUUUGACAUGAGGGUAUCUCAAUACGAGGAGGACAUCAAAGAGAAAGACGCCCAGCGCGUUCUCCCAGGCUGGAACUUCUGCACCUUCUUCAUACUCAAGGAGGGCCUGGCGCGUGGGUUUGAGAGCGUAGGCUUAGUCGAGGAUGCUCUCGUCGGCUACGAUGAGCUCAGUGUUGGUCUCGACACCGUUAUCCAGGAGCAGGCGACAUCCGGGGACCCCCAAACGCACGGUGGCUCGCUCCUGAGCCACACCAAGGAUCUGGUUAAGCGCGCCGAAGCCGCUAUAGCCCAGCUGGGUGCCGAUGACGGCUCCAUAGAAGAUGAGCAGCCGGUUGACUUGCAGGCGACCGAAAUCCCGCCAACCGACAAGUUUGACGACAUUCCCAUCAGUUCCACGAAGAAGCCAUAUCGCGAGAUGAUCGUUGGCAACAACGUUUCGGUCUAUGACUUCCGCUGUUACAUUUUUGCGAGACAGAUCUCUCUGCUGCUUCGCCUCGGCAACGCCUGGUCCACCAGAGAGGAGCUCCUGGCAAAGCUUAGGGAACAACAGGAAUCGGUUCUUCACGGCGUUGCCCCGCGAGCACCACCUCCCAAGCAGACGGAUGAGGCCGAGAAUUUGUCAAUGCUGGCCGAGAUCUGCCGUAGAACAUUGGAAUUCGUUCCUGCCGUUUCGCAAGUGAUGAGAGCUGACAUCUUGGCGGCACUGAAGAACAAGCUGACGGAAGAGGACUCUCCCAUCCUAAACCCCGUUCUGGCUGAGGCCAUCGACAACCUUGUCGCAUCCUUCGCCUUCUCGGUCGCGCAGCAGAUCCUUGCUCAGACUUCCACAAAAGCACUCCCUAUCCCGCCAUCCACCCUGACCCCCACCGAUGGCCACGAACCCAAGUCUUCGAUCCCAGAGCUCAAGACGAUGAUGCAUCCGGCUCGGAACUCUUCUCUGCGUGUGGGGACAAACGCAACCACAAGACAGCCGCCGAGCCCCGGCAUAUUCCCUGGCGCAACAACAUCCAAUGGCGAAAUCUCAACAGCACCGAGCGCUCACUUUUUCAAGGCUGGCCUGGAAGAACUAGCUGCGCGUCGUGCCGAGCUAUACGCCCUUUCCAGGAAUGUACUCCAGGGCAGCGGGAAGAAGCGUGGCUGGGAUAUUGGAUGGACCUCGGCGCCGGUUCUCGGGGAGAUGGAUGGCAACGAGUUCGAGGACGUGAAGCUUGAUGGUGAUGACAAUGAGCAGUCAAGCCCGGACAACUCGGAGCCAAUCUGUAUAGGGUCAGCCGGCAUCGAAAAUGGCCUCUUGCACGCCGCUCUUGACAAUCGAGAUGACUUCUACCGCCUUUACGAGACCCUUACCGACAAGGCUUUGCGCCAUUACACCGUUGCAAACCACAGUCAUGCCGUCAAAACAAGCAUGGCCGACUUGGCCGUGCUGAACUACCACCUCGGCGAGUAUGGGCCCGCGGCAUCGUUCUUUUACAUGACCACACCAUUUUUUGGCGAGAACAGCUGGAGUCUGUUGGAGCUGUCGAUGCUCGUAAUGUACUCGAAAUGUCUCAAGGAGCUUCAGAGGAAGGACGAGUUCGUUCGCGUAGGACUGAAGCUUCUGACAAAAGCAGCCGCCGCCGAAAACGAGAAGCUGCAGCGCAAAAAGACAUUAUCUCUAGGAACUACUUCGGAGGUUCAAUACCCCGACAAGAGCGCCAUUCUUGGCUUUCUCGACGAAGUGUUGAGCGUGGCCAAUACGCUCUCCAAUGAAGUGAGAGUCCCUCUAGGUCAUCUCUUCACCCAAGUUGAAGUGAUUGGUUCUCCCGAAUACCACACCGGAAAGGACUGCUUCUCUCUUACCAUCAAGCUGCGCAGUCUGCUCAUGGACGACCUCAGCUUAGAGAAGGCCGCUAUUCGUCUUUCUAGAACUACAUCUGGGGGCACAAAGGAGGUCUGGUUGCACACCUCGGAGGCGAACAUCCUGAAGCCCGGUGUCAACAAGCUCCGUCUCACCAGCACUACAAAUGUAUUCGGGCAUUACAGAAUCGACCGAGCAGAUUUGAUAUGUAGCAAGGUCGAUCUGCACUGGGAGCGAGACGUGAACCAGACACCGAGCAAGACAGCCCACAUCUUCCGCUUGCCGGACCUGGAGCUUUAUCGCCCAGCAGGCGGUUUGAGCUGUCGACUUACGGCAGCCAGGGAUAUUCAGCUGGAUAAGAACAAUUCAGUCGACCUGGAGUUAUCAACAGGCUGGAAUUCCAUAAAGUCUUGUGAGCUCACCGUGAAGCCGUCGACUGGUGGUCUGAGAAUCAUCUCGACUGAGGCGGAAUUCCUCGGACCCGAAUUCGAGUAUGAGAGGCCCUUGGAAGCAGGUCUCUUCCGCUUCGGGGCCAUUAACGCGUCAUCUACCAUGAAGAUGCGCUUUCCUUAUACAAUCGAGCAAGAUGUCCCUAACAUCUCGGCCAGAGUCGAAAUGUCUUACACGACAGAAGACGGCACGUAUCACUACUCCAGCAUUUUCUCUGUUCCUGUCGCCCUUGCCUUAGGCGUCAACGUACAGGAUGUUUUCAAACACAACGCACUAUUUUCCCGCUUCAGCAUCUCGACCGCCUCGCUGAGCCCACUGAGGUUGUUCAAGACCGCGCUCCUUGACUCGGACGUCUUUGCCGCUCAUUCUGCGCCUUCGUCAGACAAGCCAGUCCUGAUUUUCCCGAGGCAGCCUGCCAGUUUGCUCUACAAAAUCACCCGCAAAGCUGCGAGUGCCACCACGCCGAAGACACAGCGGACGCUAUACCUCAAGCUUCAAUAUAAUGUCCUCAUAGAUGAUAUCAUCAGCCUGGUCGAGCAGUCCCUCACGCAAGCUGUUCAGACAUCGCCGAUAUCAUCGUUCUCGGUUUUGCUGCUCAGCCGAGUCGUCGCCGAGGUGCAGUCCAGCCUGUCAGCCUAUGAUUUGGAGCGUGCCGCCCUCCUCGGGGAGGUUCCGACGUCAUUUAUUUCGACUCUUCUCUCCCGCCCUGUUUUCAAAGGGUUGGGAACAAUUCCUGGAGGCAGCGAGGAUGUUUCCGUGGCGCUAAAGCAGUUCCUCUGGGACUGGCAGUCAGCAAAUCCCAAGUUGGCCAUUGGGGAUAUCAAAUCAGCGACCCGUUCGAUCCUUAUCCCUGUCGACGUGCCCUCCAUUCCCGUCUUUCAUUCAGUCGACAUCCAGCUUCCUCCCCCCGACGAGCAACUCACCGGCUCCACAGUAGCCGUCAACCAACUGCUCUCUGCAAACCUGCGGCUGCGAUGGACUCGGGUCUGGGACACGGCUGUUAGCGAUGGCAAGGGCAUUAACCGGGACUAUGAAUUCAGUUACGAUGUCACCGGCCCUGGUGAUACAUGGCUCAUCGGUGGCCGGAAGCGGGGAAACUUCAAGAGCUUGGGUGUUGACAAGUCGGAUGCCAAGUUUGGCGAGUCCGAGCUUCAUGUGCCUGUUCUUAUCGUUCCACUGCGUGAGGGGAGGCUGCCGUACCCCAACGUUGAGAUUCGCGAGGUCAAGAAGGAAGAGAACGAGGAGACCGCUGGGCAUCAUGAGAUCGACUACCAGAACAUCGGGGAAACGGUGCGCGUAGUUGCCGACUUGCAGCGGGUGACGUUGAGCCUCGACGCCAGCGGCCCGAGUGGUGGCCCGCUGGUCUUAGAGAGCGAGCGGCGCGAGUUUGAACACCGCGUUCUGUUGUAG